UCUCUCGGGGGGUGGGCUCUCACAUGCAGCGUGUUUCUGGCGGGGGACCCGGUCGCCGGCAGGUGGUCCCUCUGGUCCUGCGUGGUCUCGCCCCUCCGCGCAGCUGCGGCUGUGCUGUGUAAAGCCGCCCCAUUUGCUGGCACCAGCCUUUCAUAUUCUGGGUUAUUUGAGUUCCUCCCAUCCUGAUUCCUUUAAAGCUGUCAAACGUCGAGCCGCUGUUGCAGUCUCCGCCGCCCGCCGCUUGAUCGGAGGAUUUGCUAUCGCUCCAGUGACUCCGCCAAGCCACAGCUGCCGUCCGGGAAACGCGAGCAACCGGCUCCUGUAACACGGUCACGGGAGCAAGGAUGGUGCGGAUGGGCAACGUGCUGUUGCUGAUGUUGGCCUGGGCCCUGGGCGUGUUCACGGCCCAGCUCAGCCCCCCCGACCCCUGCUAUGACGACGCCGGCCAGCCGCGGCGCUGUGUGCCCGACUUCGUCAACGCGGGCUUCGGGCGCGAGGUGCGAGUGUCGAGCACGUGCGGCGCGCCUCUCGGCAGCGCGUGCCCGGCGGGAGCACGUCGUCUGUGCCGCGUGUGUGACGCGCACCCCGCCGCCUUCCUCACCGACCCGCACAACGCGCACAACCUCAGCUGCUGGCGCUCGGCCGAGGUGGGGCGGGCGGCCCACAACGUGUCGCUCAGCCUGGCGCUGCACAAGAAGUUCGAGGUGACCUACGUGAGCCUGCACUUCUGCUCGGCGCGCCCGGACUCCAUGGCCAUCCUCAAGUCCAUGGACUACGGCCACACAUGGGUGCCGCUGCAGUUCUACUCGUCGCAGUGCCGCCGCCUCUACCACACGUCCGCCGGCGCCACCGUCACCAAGCAGAACGAGCAAGAGGCCUUGUGCUCCGACGCCCUGGCCGCCCCGCAGCCGCUGCCCGGCGGCCUGGUGGCCUUCAGCACGCUGGACGGCCGGCCCUCGGCCCAGGACUUCGACAGCAGCCCGGUGCUGCAGGACUGGGUGACGGCCACCGACAUCCGCGUAGAGUUCCACCGGGCCUCCGGCGCCGGCGCCGACGACGACACCUUUCAGUACGCCGUGGCCGACUUUCAGGUGGGCGGCCGCUGCCGCUGUAACGGGCACGCGUCGCGCUGCCUGAAGGACAAAGAGGGCCGGCUGGUGUGUGACUGCAGGCACCACACGGCCGGAGCAGACUGCGACCGCUGCAAACCCUUCCAUUACGACCGGCCCUGGCAGAGGGCGACUGCUCGCGAACCCAACGAGUGCCUAGCGUGUAGCUGCAAUCUGCAUGCUCGACGAUGCCGGUUUAACAUGGAACUUUACAAGCUCUCCGGCCGAAAGAGCGGCGGCGUUUGCCUAAAUUGUCGGCACAAUACUGCAGGACGACAUUGCCACUACUGUAAGGAAGGAUUCUAUCGAGACCUCACCAAGGCUAUUACUCACCGCAAAGCUUGCAGAGCUUGUGAUUGUCACCCUGUUGGAGCUGCGGGUAAAACAUGCAAUCAAACAACAGGACAGUGUCCUUGCAAGGAUGGCGUGACUGGCAUCACAUGCAACCGAUGUGCCAAGGGUUACCAGCAGAGCCGUUCUCCUGUUGCCCCUUGUAUCAAGAUCCCAACAGCAUCGCCGAGGUGGGUGGCAAGCAGCACCGUGGAACCUGUGGAUUGUGAAUCAUACUGCAAACCUGUGAAAGGCAACUUGAAGAUUAACAUGAAAAAAUACUGCAAGAAAGACUACGCCAUUCAGGUUAAUGUUCUGGAUAUGGACACAGUGAGUGAAUGGGCAAAGUUUACUGUGAAUAUCAUAUCAGUUUAUAAGAGCAGAGACGAGAGGAUCAAACGGGCAGACCAAUCUUUGUGGAUCAAUAUGAAGGACUUGGCUUGCAAGUGCCCAAAAAUUCAAAUGAGCAAGAACUACCUGGUGAUGGGGAACUUCGACAGCACGUCUGAGAGGCUUGGAGGUCUCCUGGCUGAUAAAAACAGUCUUGUCAUUCAGUGGCGAGAUGUGUGGACAAGAAGACUUCGAAAAUUCCAGCGCAAAGAGAAAAAAGGGAAAUGUGGGAAAGCAUGAUUGAUCAAUUUUGGAAAAGCUUUAAGAAGCAUCAUGGGCUACAAUUCCAACAUACUUUGGGUUCAAAAUACGCUUUUCAGUCAUUGCUGAAAGGAGAUUUAGACUGUGAUGAGGAGACAGGAGGGUGUAAAUGACACGAUAUUCACCACUUGUUACACAAACUUGGCUGAAUAUGCUUUGCAAAUUGAACGUUUCUUUUUUAAAUGUGCCCAUGACUCCUUUCUACAGGCAAAGGUCAGGCUGCCAUAGAAGGGUUGUUCUCCGAUCCCAGAGCCAUUAGUAUCUGACAGAAGGACAUUUCCUCCAUGUCCUGCCCAUUGUCCCCACCCCCUCACCCCAAAUGAAGUACACAGUAUCAGUUUUUUUGCCUGUUAUGACUAACAUUCGAGACAAAAUGUGGUAGUGUAUGUGAGGCCGACAGCUGUGCUGAACAUAGAGUAUAAAUAUGGACUGGUUCCAAGAUUUUUACAGCCAGAUUGUUGGCAUGCAGCAAGUUAAUUGUUAACAUUGUGUAUUUUGAGCUGUGAUUUGAAAAUAUCCAGUUUCAAUUCGAUUUUGCAAAAUGCAUCAGUAUUGUACAACUUUUAGUCCAUUAUGCAACCCUUCUGUUUAAAAAGCUUAUGACAUUUCCAUGGCCAUUGGUCACUUUGUCAGAUAAUCUGUAAAGAUAAUCCAUCUCUAAACCAACCUCCCAAAAUGCUCAAAUUACAACGAUAUCAGCCUUGUCUCAGUAGCACACACAUCAACUCGGAGUAUUUUAUUUAAAUGAUUUUAAUUUAAAAUAUUCAAGUAUCUCUCUAUGGAUUUGAACGUAUCACCCUUAAAGUGCAGAAUCAACAAAAGAGCAAAUGAUUUUCAGUGAACUGGUCCUUAAGUACCAAGGUCACAUGUACCUAGGUACGGUGAAAUUUCUUUUUUGCAUCCAGUUCAGUCAAAAUUCUUACUCUACAUAGGCACAAUCAUACUUAAAUACAAUAGUGUCAAAAUAGUAGAUUACACAAGUCGCCAUGUUUCCGGCCCUACCUUGUUUCUUUUCUAUGUUUUGUGCAAGGGAUGACCUCUGCAAAAUGUUGUCAAACACGGCUUCAUACACAGUACUACAGACCCUGAAGGUUUAACGCAGGCAGGGCCUUUCGUCUAUAUUUUCUUGACCCUAAUCCCAAAGGUGAGAGCAGAGGCACAGUGGAGAGAGACCUCGGGCUGGGGAUCGUGUGGGUACAUGUGACAAUAUAGUGCCAUUGAAGCUUCCCAAAGAAAUCAGUACCCCAAGAGCCAAACUAGAGCAUUGGAUGAGGAGGAGCAGGUCAUUUCAAUGUACUUCUAAAUAACACACCUGUAUUCUUCAAGGUCAUGUUCAUUUCUUGCAUCCUCAGCAUAACACGUUAUCAAAAUGCACUACAGCAGUUCAGUGCGGUUACUGCAGAGUAUAUCAUGAAUAGCAACUCACACACAAUCCUAACACUAUCUCACUAUUACAUUUUCGCUACCUAUGAAUAAUUGAAGUUCUCUUCUGAAAUAGUAGGCAGUAGGGCCUACCAAGCAUGUUCUUCAAUUCAGUAAUAUCAUGGCCUCCCUGAUUUUGUCUUGAACUCUUUGGUGCAUGUUUCACAUAUUUUUUCUCUGCCUUGAAUAUGUUCAAGAAACCCACCCAUUUCUAGGUAUUUUCCAGAGAUUCACCACAGAGAAGAAAUUCCUCAUCUCCAACUUAAAUUGGUGAUGCCUUAUUCUGAAGAAUUGCCUCCGAGUUGUAUAUUUCACCAAGCGGAGAUUUGUCCUCUUGGGAUUCUGAGUGGAUGAUUUCCCCCAUGGUGGAAGAUAGAGGUGGAACGGCAGUGCAGACUCGAUGGGUCGAAUGGCCUACCUCUGCUCCUAUGUCCUACCUCUGCUCCUAUGUCCUACAUUUAUGAUAUAUGUGAAAGGUUUGGACGAAAAUGCAAAUAGGUUGGUUAGCAAGUUUGCAGACAACGCCAAAAUUGAUAGAGAUUCAGACAAUGAUGAAGGCUGUCAAAGGAUACAGUAAAAUAUAAAUCAAUUACAGAUAUGAGCGGAGACUUGGUAGAUGGAGUUGAAUCCAAGCAAGUGUGAGGUGUUGCACUUUGGGAGGUCGAUUGUAAGGGGAAAGUAUACAGUUAAUAGCAAGACCUUAAACAUCAUUGCUGUAUAAAGAGACUUUGGGAUUCAAGUCCUCAGAAUGCAGAAAGUGGCAAUACAAGUAGUUUUAAUGUUAACAAAGGCAUAGUAUGUUUGCCUUCAUUGGUUGGGGCAUUGAGUAUAAGAGUCAAUAUUGUUCUAAUACAAGAAGAUAGACACAAAGUGCUAGAGUAACUCAGCAGGUCAGGCAGCAUUUCUGGAGAGAAAGGAUUGAUGACAUUUCGGAUGGGAACUUAUCUUCAAACUGAGGAAGAGUUCCAACCUGAAACGUUACCCAUCCUUUCUUUCCAGAGAUGCUGCCUGACCUGUUGAGUUACUCCAGCACUUUAUGUCUAACUUUGGUAUAAACCAGCACCUGCAGUUCCUCCCUACUCAAAUUGUUCUAAUAUGACCCACAGUACCACUUUAAUAAUGCUCUUUAAAUAAUGUACCAUUCCCAUCGACAGAGUCCUUCUGACUGUGGAACAUGUGUUCCUUUCUGACAAUGGAGCAGCUCCUCCAGUCUGUUGAUGUGUUAGUGCAGUGAUCCUCCUGCAGUGUCCUUCUGACGACUGAGUGACGGACUGCGGACUGUAUAGUCAUUUCUCAGUACUGCCCCUCUGACAGCGAUCAGUCCCUCAGUAUGGCAGUGGAUUGACAACCCACAUACCUAAAGUGAUGCUUGAACACAGAUAUGAGUGGUAGCUACUGAGGCAUAGCUGACACACGCAGUGCAGGUGCAUUCACUCUGGAUUCUUUUGUUCCUUCCUCUGGAAAUAUUUCACAAUUAUUUUAAUGCUGCCCAGGUUUUUUUAAUUUGUUUGCACUUGUGCUGAAGGCUGCAUGACAGAGAAUGUUCAUUAUGUCUCCCAUAUAUUCAGCGCCCUUGCAGAGGAUAAACCUGUGUCAUAACCCUACACAUACAGGUUGGGGUUAGCUCAAAGGUCAAACACAUCCCUAAGAUAUUAAUUUUCUACUGGUUUUACCGAUUAAAAAGGCAAAACUCUGGGAUAUUAUAAACUGUAUUAGUGCUGCUUUAAUAUAAAUGGGUUGCAUUUUUUGUUACUUGCAGCUGAUCGCUGAUGUUGUAUCCUAAAACUAUGAUAUACUGAGAGCAUUUGACCAGACACUAUAAAAUCAGAGUCAUACAGCACGGAAACAAAACAUUCAGCUUACUUGACCAUGUUGGCUAAGAUGCAAGCGAGUUCCCAUUUCCCUGAAUUCGGCCCAUAGCUCUCUAAAUAUCCAUGUACCUGUCCAAAUUUCUUUUAAAUGUUGUUUUUUGUACCUGCCUCAACUACUCUUCAGGCAGAUGUUCCAUAUACCCACCUUCAUAAAGAGGAAUUGUUCUUUCUCUAAUCUUUGACUAUCCACUCUGGGAUUUAAUUAAUGAUAGUCAUCUGGUUCAGGAUGAUAAGAUGUACAAUCUUACCACCAUCUCAGUAGAUAUACACCAACAAGACUGUGCAGCGACAUGCGAGUUGUUCCAAAACCCCAAUAGUGAAGGUGUUAACUUUGGGUCCAUGGGUUUUUUUAUGGCCUGCCAUCAUAUUCAUUGACCAGGUUAUUUGUUAAUGAGUAAGAACUGUAUGUAGAUGUUCUGUCCAAAUGGUUUGGCUUUGCCAGUAACCUGAAUUAUGUCCUUGAAUCAAAAUUUGAGAUAAUGUAAUUGUGUAGGACUCUUAUCCUUUCCACCUGUUAUGCAAAAGUAAAGAACGGGAUUUUAUCUUUUGCUUGACCAGGAAAAUAGAAUACAACGUGCUGAAUAAAAUCAAUCCUUGCCAUUACCAUGGAAGUCACACUGUGCACUAUUAGCAAUGCCAACGUUGUCCUAAUGUGCAUAUUGGCAAAUCCAUGGAGAUCAUGCAUGGAGGGCAUGUAAUGCCACAGAGAUCCGAGUUUGGUCAAUUGAUAUUGCCCUGAAGGCCCAGGAGAGUGUGAUUCGAACGGCUAAGAAGGUCACAGGGUACACUAUCAACAUUACCAAAGGCGUUGUGAUGUGCAUGAUUGGCAUGUAAUUUCACCUGGGAAUCCACAUCUCGAUUUCAGAGCAAAUAUUUUAGCAUUUUGUAUUUCCAUAUCUGGAAUUUGGGUUUUACACUGAGCAGUCCUCAAAUAUUCCCAGUUAACAUUAAGAAAAUUAAAGGCUUGUGAGACCACCAGGAAACCAGUUUAUGGCUUCAAUGUGUGCUUUUUUAACAGUAUUGCAAGAACUGAAAUGUGUAAAUGUGCAUGAAAAUAUUUUAGCUUAUUUAUGAUAUUUUUUAUUGUUUAUAUAAAAAAUAAAACUUCACCAAAUUGUCUCCGUCAA
Molecule: messenger RNA, 6510 nt
Organism: Amblyraja radiata (thorny skate)
Lineage: Eukaryota; Metazoa; Chordata; Chondrichthyes; Rajiformes; Rajidae
Product: netrin-3
Exons: 7
Coding region: 345-2069 (574 amino acids)
Biological process (GO): motor neuron axon guidance; dendrite development; animal organ morphogenesis
Cellular component (GO): basement membrane
Molecular function (GO): protein binding
Source: RefSeq, a predicted model, not a curated record